Messenger RNA from Ostrinia furnacalis (Asian corn borer), 345 nucleotides. Its product is annotated as sensory neuron membrane protein 2-like. The transcript is spliced from 3 exons. The coding region runs from base 1 to 321 and encodes 106 amino acids. Gene Ontology annotation, molecular function: scavenger receptor activity. Lineage: Eukaryota; Metazoa; Arthropoda; Insecta; Lepidoptera; Crambidae. The record is from RefSeq and is a predicted model, not a curated record. Gene Ontology annotation, cellular component: membrane; cytoplasm.
AUGGGUAGAGAAGAAAAAUGCAUUCAGAAUACCGGAACUGUGGUGCGAGGGGCCAAAAGGGGUCAGUUCAACGUGUUCAUGCGGCCCAUCGCCGGGAUCCCUGCCACGCAAAAUCUACGAACAACGCUAACACCACUGCUGUGGAUUGAAGAGGGUAUCCAACUGACGGAAGAGUUCACCGACCGGCUGUCCUCUGACCUGCUGUCAACGCUGAGCCUAGUGAACAUCCUGGUGCCGGUGGCGGUGGCCCUCAGCGCCGCGGUCCUGCUGACCGGAAUCACCAUCAUCGCUUGCGUGUGUUGCAAGAGCAAAAAAGCCUGACUGAAUAAACCAUUAUAGAUUUUU